Messenger RNA from Chlorella variabilis, 330 nucleotides. RefSeq lists its product as hypothetical. The coding region runs from base 1 to 330 and encodes 109 amino acids. The record is from RefSeq and is a predicted model, not a curated record. Lineage: Eukaryota; Viridiplantae; Chlorophyta; Trebouxiophyceae; Chlorellales; Chlorellaceae. The transcript is spliced from 4 exons.
AUGGCGGCGCAGGUGUAUGAUGCCAACCGCGCCACGAUGGCGCACAUCCAUCAGGGCGGCCCCAACGACAACGGUCCCGUCAUCGUGUUCCUGGUGCCGGUGGGCGUGGGCAGCGCCGCCACCACGCAGACGCUGCCCCAGCUGGAGCCGCCCCAGUCGGGAGACGUGACGUUCCGCGGCAGCUUCACAGCCGCCGACAUCGGGGGCCCGGCUGCCGGCAUGAGUCUGAGCGAGCUCAUCAACCUGUUCAGGGCCAACCAGGCGUAUGUGAACGUGCAUGACGAGCAGAACCCGGCUGGCGUGGUGCGUGGGCAGGUGGAGUGGGUGUGA